Molecule: messenger RNA, 1371 nt
Organism: Sungouiella intermedia
Lineage: Eukaryota; Fungi; Ascomycota; Pichiomycetes; Serinales; Metschnikowiaceae
Source: the annotation of a GenBank genome assembly
AUGGCCGUCAUAGUACUUCCUACACCUUUAGAUUCUGAGUGUCUGCUGCCCAGCGAAAUGAAGGAAGACUCCAGGUUGGUUGGAAGUUCCAAAGUCACAGAAGCAGCCUUGGAGAAGUUGCAAAAUUCAGAGAAACUCAACCCACUCUUGCAUUUUGACUUGUCUCAUUGCCCCAAGCUUCCUUAUGAGAAUUCAGUCGCUUCUGUAUGCUUCAGCGGAACCAUUUUUGAGAAAAUCGACGCUGUGGCUAAAGCUGGUUUUGACAGCAUCGAAAUCAUGACUCCAGACUUGGAAGAGGCAACUCCUGAGGAGAUUUACCAAUAUUGCCAGUCUCGGAACAUAUCCAUUUCCAUUUUGCAACCAUUCCGUGAUUUGGAAGGUUACUCACAAGAGAAAUUCCAGGAGAGGUUGCGUGAGUUUGAGGAAAUGUUAAAGAUUUGUACCAUCUUACGCACUGAUACCAUCCUAGUUUGUGCUAACUGUGAUUCAGAAUCCUCAGGGGAGAUGAAUCGUGUAGUUUCCCAGCUCAAACAAAGUGCGAGAUUGGCUGCGAAAUACAAUGUCAAAGUUGCAUACGAAAACUUAUCUUGGGCAGCUCAUUAUUAUGAGUUUGGCAAGAUGGUGGAUGUGGUCGUGAAUGUUAACGAGCCUAAUUUUGGAAUCUGUGUUGAUCUCUUCCACAUCAAUAUUCACGGGUCAUCAUUGGAUCACAUAGAUCGCGUACGGAACAAGGUGUUCUUUGUACAAUUCUGUGACUCUCCCAAUAUCGUCAACAUGGAGAUAAUCCAGCAGGCAAGAAACUAUCGAGUUUUCCCAUUCGGGGGCUCUUAUACCAACAUCAUUGAAGCAUUCCACAAGGUGCAGCGGGCUGGAUACACGGGAUGUCUUUCGUUGGAAGUGUUCAACAAGCUGUUCAAAGACAAGACGGGCCAGUGUUUGGAAGUGGCGGAGGAUGCUUUCAGAAGUUUGGUGUAUUUGCAAUUGACAUGUUGUGAGGGUUACUUGCAAGAGUUGCCUAGUGUGAAUGUCACUUCGGUUUACAGAACGUUUGCAAAUGUUGGUGCGUCUGGUUUGGAAAUUGGUUUCCAGUCAGAAGCUGAUAUUGCCAACUUUAAAAUUAGAGCAGAGAAACUUUGCUACUCUCUGUGUGUUUCUUCUAUUUCUGCGGUUGUUAAGGCUUCCAAGAGCCAAGUUUUCGUCGACGUUUCUAGGAUGCUGUACAACAGAUACGCAUUGCUUUUGAAAACAGCUUUCUCGAUGCAAGAGUUAGAUUCGCAUCCAGACACAAAGGUAGAUGAGCACAAUUUGCCGGUGCAAACGAGUUUUGGGAACAAUGAGGCGGUCAUCACAUUGCGUGUAACCAACGAGUAA